This is a messenger RNA of Dioscorea cayenensis subsp. rotundata (Guinea yam), 1712 nucleotides long. Its product is annotated as tyrosine decarboxylase 1-like. NCBI's taxonomy places the organism in Eukaryota, Viridiplantae, Streptophyta, Magnoliopsida, Dioscoreales, Dioscoreaceae. Gene Ontology annotation, biological process: amino acid metabolic process. Bases 14 to 1612 code for a protein of 532 amino acids. Gene Ontology annotation, molecular function: carboxy-lyase activity; pyridoxal phosphate binding. The transcript has a single exon. The record is from RefSeq and is a predicted model, not a curated record.
ACAUCCCUUAUCAAUGGAACAAGAAAACAAUGUUUUCAACAACAACAACACAAGCAACAGCAGCAGCACCACCAACAACAACAACAAGAACAAGAAAAAGAAUCCAUUAGACCCAGAAGAGUUCCGCAACCAUGGUCACAAGCUGAUCGACUUCAUUGCAGAUUACUACUCAAACAUCACCAACUAUCCUGUGCGCAGCCAAGCCCAACCAGGCGAGCUCCGUCGUCUCCUUCCUGUCCAAGCUCCCAUCUCUCCCGAACCAAUAGAUUCCAUCCUCCAUGACAUCAACUCCUUCAUCCUCCCCGGCCUCACCCACUGGCUCAGCCCUUUUCACUUUGCCUACUUCCCCUCCAGCGCUAGCACCGCUGCCUUCCUCGGUGACCUCCUCUGCUCCGGCCUCAACGUCAUCCCUUUCACCUGGCUCUCCUCUCCUUCCGCUACAGAGCUCGAAUCCAUCGUCAUGGACUGGCUUGCCAAAGCUCUCGCCUUACCUUCCUCCUUCCUCUUCUCCUCCGGCACCGGCGGUGGCGUCCUCCAAGGCACCACCUGCGAAGCCAUUCUCUGCACCAUGCUUGCUGCCCGUGAAAAAACACUAAUCCUCACCGGCCAUCACCGUGCCUUUGACCUUGUUGUCUACUCAUCAGACCAAGCCCACUCAUCCUUCCAAAAAGCCGCCAAGAUCGCCGGCAUCCUCCCUUCCAACUUCCGAUCUCUCUCCACUUCCUCGUCUACCUUCUUUUCUUUCUCUCCUUCUCUUCUCCGGCAAACAAUCUCCGAAGAUCUCUCCUCCGGCCUCAUCCCUUUCUUCAUCUGCGCCACCGUCGGGACCACCUCAUCCACCGCUGUUGACCCUAUCAAAGAGCUCUCACUUAUUGCAGCGGAAUUUAAUCUUUGGCUCCAUGUUGACUCAGCUUAUGCCGGCAGCGCCGCCAUUUGCCCGGAAUUCCGACACUACUUCGAUGGAGUCGAUGGUGCUAGCUCUCUUAGUCUCAAUGCUCACAAAUGGCUUUUAACCAACUUGGACUGUUGUUGUCUUUGGGUGAAGGAUCAAGCGGCGUUGACUUCGGCGUUGUCAACUGACCCGGAGUUCUUGAAGAACGACGCCAGUGAUUCCAAGGACAAGAAUGUGGUUGACUAUAAAGACUGGCAGGUGGCUCUGAGCCGCCGGUUCAGGGCCAUGAAGCUUUGGUUCGUGCUUAGAAGCCAUGGUAUUAGUGGGAUUCAGAGCGUGAUAAGAGGACACGUGGAGAUGGCCAUGAAAUUUGAGGGAAUGGUCGCCGAUGACCGGAGGUUUGAGGUGGUGGUUCCGAGGACCUUUGCUAUGGUUUGCUUUAGGUUGCUGGCGCCGGAAGGGUGGCCGGAGGAGGUUAAUGAGUUGAACCGGAGGUUGCUUGAGGGGUUGAACAAGUCCGGUAGGGUUUGCAUGAGCCAUGCAGUGGUUGGUGGGGUGUACGUGAUUAGGUUCGCCAUCGGCGCCACCUUGACGGAGCAGCACCAUGUGGACUUGGCUUGGAGGAUGGUUCGCCGGCAUGCUGAUGAUCUUCUCGGUAAUGUCGCCGGAGAGGAGGAGGAGGAGGAGUUAAAAGAGAAUGGUUAUUAUAAUUGUGGGUAAAGCUCUCCUGCUUGUUUGAUUUGAAAAGGAAAAGAAGAAUAUUAUAAGAGCAGCUAUUUUUGGAAAAUAUCAUGAAAGUUGAAAUAAAUUGAAUUUGAGU